Bombyx mori (domestic silkworm) is the source of this 6555-nucleotide messenger RNA. RefSeq names its product myosin heavy chain 95F (gene jar). The coding region runs from base 462 to 4163 and encodes 1233 amino acids. NCBI's taxonomy places the organism in Eukaryota, Metazoa, Arthropoda, Insecta, Lepidoptera, Bombycidae. The transcript is spliced from 24 exons. Gene Ontology annotation, cellular component: cytoplasm; myosin complex; endocytic vesicle. Gene Ontology annotation, biological process: actin filament organization; vesicle transport along actin filament; endocytosis. The record is from RefSeq and is a predicted model, not a curated record. Gene Ontology annotation, molecular function: ATP binding; microfilament motor activity; actin filament binding.
GAGAACGACUCAAGUCUCAAGAGCGUUGCGUUUCUCGUGGUGUUGCAGUAGUUGAGUGACCAUUUCGAAUUGAUAUCAGAUUUAAAGAAUUCAUGUAACCGACUUCCAAAAUAAUACCAUACGUGUCUGUGUGAACGCAAUUGAAUUACAUAAAACGACUUUUAGUAGAUAGCGUGCAAAUCUAAAUAUUGAUGUUAGUUCCGUCUGUACGCGUGUAACAAUGCGAAACGUUCCAGUUAUCUGGUUCCAAUCGAAGUAGACAUAAAAAUUGUAGGGUGACAUAAAUGGCCGCGAAUAAUGUCCAAAUUAUCAAGCAAAAGACCUGUCGGAUCAUCUGACCAUCGACCGCGUUGUCCAAGUGCAAAAUAAUCUGCGAACGAAGAGUAAUACAGCGGCUUUCGUGUGUCCCUGCCAUUUGCUGAUGUCCGUGAGCAACAGUGAUUAUUUACCAUCAGUGAACAAUGACGAUCGACAAGCAGUUAGUAUGGGUCCGGGAGCCGAACGAGGGCUUCGUCCUGGCGCGGCUCCACGAGCUCAUGGGCGAGGAGGCGGACGUGGUGCCCCUGGACAACAAGUACCCGAGGAGGACUUGCAGCUUCGAGGAUAUAUUCCCUGCUGGAGAUCCCAAUAAAGAUGUCGACGACAACUGCGAGCUGAUGUUCUUGAAUGAAGCAACACUCCUGAAUAAUAUCUUGACUCGUUACAAGAAGAACAAGAUAUACACGUAUGUGGCGAAUAUUCUACUGGCGGUAAAUCCUUACAAAGAAAUAGCAGAUCUGUAUUCUUCGAACACGAUAAAAAUGUAUCAAGGGAAAUCUUUGGGACAACUUCCGCCUCAUGUUUUUGCUAUCGCCGACAAAGCGUUCAGAGACAUGAAAGCGUUCAAGCAGUCGCAAUCCAUAAUCGUGUCGGGCGAGUCCGGCGCCGGCAAGACGGAGUCCACCAAGUACAUCCUCAAGUACCUGUGCGAGCUGUGGGCCAAGAGCGCGGGGCCCGUCGAACAGAAGCUACUAGACGCGAACCCUAUCCUCGAAGCGUUCGGCAACGCGAAGACGACCCGCAACAACAACAGCUCGCGCUUCGGCAAGUUCAUCGAGGUGCACUUCAGCGGCGCGUGCAGCGUCACCGGCGGACACAUCUCGCACUACCUGCUCGAGCGCUCGCGCGUGUGUCGCCAGGCGCCCGCCGAGCGGAACUACCACGUGUUCUACCUGCUGUGUGCCGGCGCGCCGCCCCCCCUGCGCACCUACCUGCGCCUCACCAAGCCAGACGACUACUACUACCUCAAGAGCGGCUGCACCCAGUACUUCACUACGCCGGACUCGGAAAAGAAGAUCAGCGCCGACCGCAAGAGUAAAGAUCACCUCGCCAAGGGCGGGCUGCGGGACCCCAUACUUGACGACUAUGAAGAUUUCCAGAGACUUAAUCAGGCGCUGAGUCGCGCCGGCUUGUCGGAGGAGGAGAAGCGCGACGUGUUCGGGGCCGUGGCCGGCGCCCUGCACCUCGGGAACAUCACGUUCGACGAGGAGCCCGGCGCGCGCGGGGGCUGCGCCGUGCACGCACACGCCGAGCCCGCGCUCGCCGCCGCCGCCGCCCUCUUCCACGUCCCCGCCGACAUGCUGCGCCGCGCCCUCGUGUCCCGCCUCAUGCAGAGCGCGCGCGCCGGCCACAAGGGCACCGCCAUCAUGGUCCCGCUGAAGCCGCACGAGGCGUGCAGCGCCCGCGACGCGCUGGCCAAGGCGGUGUACGGCCGCGUGUUCGAGCACGUGGUGCGCCGCGUCAACCGAGCCGUGCCAGCCGUCGCCGCGCCCUACUACGUCGGCGUGCUGGACAUCGCCGGCUUCGAGUACUUCGAGAUGAACAGCUUCGAGCAGUUCUGCAUAAAUUACUGCAACGAGAAACUGCAGCAGUUCUUCAACGAGCGCAUUCUCAAGAACGAGCAGGAGCUGUACAAGCGGGAGGGACUCAACGUGCCCCACAUACAGUACGUCGACAACCAGGACUGCAUCGAUUUGAUCGAGAGCAAGAACCACGGCAUAUUCCACUACCUGGACGAGGAGUCCAAGCUGCCCAAGCCGGAGCCGUCCCACUUCACGGAGUGCGUGCACCGGGAGCUGGGCGCGCACAGCGAGCGCCUGCACGUGCCGCGCUCCUCCCGCCUCAAGGCGCACCGCGAGCUGCGGGACCACGAGGGCUUCCUGCUGCGACACUUCGCCGGCGCCGUCUGCUACAGCACGGGGCAGUUCAUCGAGAAGAACAACGACGCCCUGCACGCGUCCCUGGGCGUGCUCAUGCAGGAGUCGGACAGCGCCUUCGUGCGCGAGCUGUUCGAGGAGGCGGGCGCGGAGCCGGCGCGGGGCCGCCUCGCCUUCCAGUCCGUCGGCGCCAAGUUCCAGGCGCAGCUGGCGCAGCUCAUGGACAAGCUCGGCAAGAACGGCACGAAGUUCGUCCGCUGCGUCAAGCCCAACGGCUCCAUGCGGGGCGGCGCGGGCGAGGGCGGCCUGGUGCUGGCGCAGCUGCAGUGCAGCGGCACCGGCGCCGCGCUGCAGCUCAUGGAGCACGGCUACCCCUCGCGCGCCCCCUUCCUGCACCUGCACCACACCUACGCGCCGCACCUGCCGCACCAGCUCGCCAGCCUGUCGCCCCGGACCUUCUGCGAGGCGAUGGUGCACAGCCUGGGGCUGUCCGACAAGGACUUCAAGCUGGGCGUGAGCCGCGUGUUCUUCCGCCCCGGCAAGUACAGCGAGCUGGACGCGCUGCUGCGCUCCGAGCCGCACGAGCUGCAGGCCGUCGUCAAGAACGUGCUGACGUGGCUCGUCAGGUCGCGCUGGAGGAAGAGCAUCUUCGCUGUGCUUUCCAUUAUCAAAUUGAAGAAUAAGAUAGUGUACCGGCGCUCGUGCCUGGUGCUGAUCCAGAAGUGCGUGCGCGGGCACGUGGUGCGGCGCCGCCACCGCCCGCGCCUGGCCGCGCUGCGCCAGCUCGCCGCGCUGCGACACAACCUGGUCGACAUGCGGCGCGCGCUCGCCAGCCUGCGCCCCGCCCCGCCCGCCGCGCACCCCGCGCUCGACGCGCUGGCCCGCCGGCUGGACGACGCCGCCCGCGCCGUCAAGGACAACGAGCACAUGUCCCGCGAGCAGCUGGACAGCAUGCAGGCCACACUGUCCAAAGAAGUCGAAGUACAGAUGAAUGCGAUACAGAAGGCCGUAGUCGAACAGAAGAACAGGGAGGAACAAGAGAGACUUCGCAAGAUCGAAGCGGAGAUCCGAGCCGCCGAGGAAGCGAAGCGCAUCGAGCAGGAGAAGAUCCGACAGGAGGAGGAGAACAGGAGGCUGAAAGCGGAGAUGGAGGCGCGGCGCAAGGAAGAGGAGCGUCUGCGUCACCAGCAGCCGGCCGACGUCGCCGCUGACGUCAUCGACCCGCUGCAGCAGGACCGCACCGACCGGGACCGGCUGGAGCAGGAGCGCCGGGACCACGAGAUGGCGCUGCGCCUCGCCCGGGAGACCAACGGACACGUGGAGGGCUCCCCGCCGCAACUGCGCAGCUUCCCCCCGGCGGAGGCACUGAACGGAGAGAAUAAGUUGAACAGGUCGGAGCGCGUGCGGCUGCAGCAGGCCGCGCACGGCAAGCAGAAGCACGACCUCUCCAAGUGGAAGUACUCCGAGCUCAGAGACACCAUCAACACCUCCUGCGACAUCGAGCUGCUCGAGGCCUGCAGACACGAGUUCCACCGCCGCCUGAAGGUGUACCACGCGUGGAAGGCGAAGAACGCGCGCAAGUCCACGCUGCACGAGCAGGAGCGGGCGCCGCAGUCCGUCAUGGACGCCGCGAAGAGUCCUCGCGUACUGCAGAAGGGCGAUAUCCUAGGCGCCCGCCACCGCUACUUCCGCAUACCGUUCGUCCGCGGAGGGGCGGGGGGCGACGGCGGCACGCGCGGCUGGUGGUACGCGCACUUCGACGGGCAGUACGUGGCGCGGCAGAUGGAGCUGCACCCCGACAAGACGCCCGUGCUGCUGCGCGCCGGCGCCGACGACAUGCAGAUGUGCGAGCUCAGCCUCGACGAGACCGGCCUCACCCGCAAGCGCGGCGCCGAGAUACUGCCGCACGAGUUCGAGCGCCAGUGGACCGCGCACGGCGGGCCCGCCUACGCGCCGCCGCCCCGCUAGCACAAUUGAUCGUUUCGGAAGAAAUAACAAAGAAAAGUAGUGAUAUGUUCAGAAGACCUUAGCCGCAAUCGAGUACUCGUAGUUACGUCAAUAUUAUUUAUAAGUUGUAGAUUAUCAUUUUCUAAACUAAAACGAAGCGAGCCACAAUGUUAUUUGGAAAUAGCUUUGAGAAUUGUUUGUUUCGUGGGCGAACAAACCGUACGGUAAUAAUGUUGAACUAAAACUUAUUUCGUUAACAAGUGCCUGUGUAUUUUCGACUAAUAAAUAUUAUUUUAAGGGCAUAGGUAACUGGAAUUUGAAUAGCAUCGCUAAUUAGUAAUAAUGUAGUUAAAAUGGAAUGAUAACAAGAGCAGCAGAGCUCCCGGUAGUGCUCGCCCGUGCAGGAUGUGCGAGAACCGAUAUGGUCAUCAUGUCGAGCUGGUGAGCCCGCAAUGUAUCGAGUCUUACAUUGCGUUUAUUUAAAAUUACGAAUUCGAGUGCAUAGUUAUGCUUAAUAAUCAUUCCAGUCAUCUAUAAACAUGACCCGGCACGGAAAAAAAGAACUUAGGUGAAACCUGUUUUUAUUUUCAGGGAUGCUAAAAUAAAAUAUUUUGUCAUCACGCCCAUAAUCAUAAUAUGAAAAUAUAAAAAUGGAAUUUAAUGCUUUACGAUGUGCCUAAACACGUUCCUAGGUGAUAGUGAAAACGUAGUACAAUUAAAUUGCACUAACUUAAUGAUUUACAUAAAAUAUUAUACAUACCUGUUGUAUUUACAUUAGUAUAAAAUAUUAUUUAUUGAUCCCUAUAUACAAAAAUGAAGUGAUAUUUUAAAGAUUCUAUGAAAUUUUAAACAUUCCGUAUCAUAAAAGUUACAAAAUCAAACUGAUGCAUUUAAUGUAUAUUUUAAAGUUCAAAUGAGUUGAUUGAAUAUUAAUUGAAUGUUCAUAUAAAAAUGUAAUGUGAAAUAAACAAAAAUCGAGUGCUGUACAGGCGUGGGGCGGAGGGCCAACUCGGGAGGGACAGAAUAAUUGCAUUUGAAAUCGAUUCACUAAAAUUUGGUCUUGAAAAUAAACCAAUAGAAUGACCGACAAUUUUUUUAGAAUAGUUAUAAGAAUUACAGAGCAUUUAGCUACCUAACAAAUUUUAACAACUAGUAUACACUUGAUUGCUAUUGUGAAUGAAGACCAUUCCCUACGGUCUGCCGCGAAUCAUACUUUUGUUCAGAUACCUCGACCUCAUUAUGUGAAAGCGAAAUCUCCAAAAGUCUUAGGCACUUAACAUCGAAGAAUAGCGUGUUCGUUUUUUCUAUUUAAUAUAAAUACUGUGAUCAGUAAGUAAAUAUGUUAGUAAAAGGCAUUGGUAUUUAUAAAAUCAAUUUUAAUUUAUUUAAACAGAAAAAGCAUUCCUAAAAAGCACUUAUUUUUUAUUAUGCUGUAAUUAUGUUGAGGAAAAAAUACUAUAGUUUACUUUUUACAAAAUCAGAAGCUAGUAGAGUUCAGUGAAACUUUAGUAUUUAAUUAUAUUUAAGUUCAAAAAUAAAUUAUUCCUGUAAUAUUUUGUUUUAAAAGAAAAAUAUUAUUCAAAUCGUUUUCUAAACGUUUUGAAUAAUAUUUUUGUAUUCAUUCAUUUGAUACAUUUAAAUUAAGCAAUUAAAAUCAAAAUGUUUCUCCUGUACUAAGAUAGAUUCAGUUCCCAUUGUCCAUCCUGGUUCGCAGAAGAACAACUUGUGUGAAAAUAUUAUAAACUUGACAAUGUUUUAUUAAUAUCUAAAAAUAGUUUUUGUUGUUUAUUUUCAAGGCUCUUGGACAAUUUAUAGUAAAUAAUAAAAUUAAAGUCCACGCUUUAGAUAUUUUAAAAAAAAAUUAUUUUGUGUCAUUGGUCUACAGUGUGGAUAUUAUGUAAUUUAUUUUAUUUUAAGAAGCAUUUGUUCGAAACUAUAUCGGAGCCUUAACAAUAACUAAGACACAAUAGUUAGCUAAAAGCAAAAAGUAAGAUUCUACAUCCUCCCAAAACAAUUGAGUUUAAAUAUUUUAUUUUAUUAAUUUUUAUGCACUUAUUUUCGCGGAACGAAAUAAUCUUCUACCGCUAUAUUAAAACAAAUUCUUGUGAUCAUAUAGCCAAUCAAACAUGCGACCAAUAAAACAUACUAUAUAUAUUGUGAAAAACUAUUUUAAAAUUCUUAAUUUAAUUUUAGAGAGCUUUUCGUCCUAAGUGUACAGUGCAUGGUUAUUGAAAAGUGGUGUGAGGACUGAUCUGUUAUUUAUUAAAGUAUAUUUUUAUUAACAGUAUUCCAACAUUCCUUAAUAAGUACAAUCCAGUACAACAAGUGGAAGAAAGUGCCUUAUCAUGACCGCAGCUACGUGGCCUGUAUACACCAUGCCUUAUUACCAAAUAAAUGUAAAAUCACUUUAGAA